This is a messenger RNA of Acanthopagrus latus (yellowfin seabream), 2407 nucleotides long. It is a transcript of the gene alx3, whose product is annotated as ALX homeobox 3. The coding region runs from base 794 to 2020 and encodes 408 amino acids. Gene Ontology annotation, molecular function: DNA-binding transcription factor activity, RNA polymerase II-specific; RNA polymerase II transcription regulatory region sequence-specific DNA binding. The record is from RefSeq and is a predicted model, not a curated record. NCBI's taxonomy places the organism in Eukaryota, Metazoa, Chordata, Actinopteri, Spariformes, Sparidae. The transcript is spliced from 8 exons. Gene Ontology annotation, biological process: regulation of transcription by RNA polymerase II.
UUCGUCAACGGCUCUCCGUCCGCUCUAAAAUACAUAUAAGAUUAUUUAUUUUUAGCUCUGGCUGGCCUGUAUCUGUAUAUCAGGGCCCGGCUAGCUGAUACAUCCAGAUGGUUUUAGCUAAGGUGCAUGUUUACGGAUUCCUGGAGAUUGUGAAUAAGGAGCGAGGCUGCACCGGUCUGUCCUUCAUUAAGAGCCAGUCAGAGCAGAGAGGCAUUUAUCACGACAGACCGAGCUUUCAUAACCCGGUGUUCCCGCACACACACAGCAUUUCCCUCUCCCAGAGCUACUGUGCCGAGCCAGCCUCCUCAUUCAGCUCCCUGUAACUAAUAUAAAAGAGGUUACGUGCUCGUAUCAAGCUGCUAAAAAGUCAGAGGAUACGUACCCCAGCUCAUCUCAUGUGUGUUGUGGCUCUGGAUCCUGACUUGCUGCUGACGCUCACUAGGCUCCACUGUGCUCCAUGAUGCCUCGUAUGAGGUCACACAGAGGACAGCAACCCCACUUCCCAUUCCCUCUCGAAAACCUCAACCCCCAUCGCUGCAGCGGACUGGCUUAAACUUCCCAGAAUGCACCUCUUCAACCAGCUGACCCCGGGGUCGGCAGCUGUCAAUCACGUCCUCAGCUGGCUGUGCAGCUUCUGGACAUAGACUGGAGGAUGUGAGGGAGGCCUCUGAGAGGAGCCCUGGCUCUGCGUAUGGGAUCAUCUCUGUGCAUUCAUGGCGGGGUCAUGCCCAGGACAGGCUUGGGGGACAAGGGCUAAGGACCGCGGGGAGCAGCGAGCGGAGCUGGUCAUGGUAUGGACGAGCUCAGAAUGGAUUCAAAUGGGGCUUAUGAGGCCUCUCAGCCCAAAUGGACCUCAUGUUUACACACUUGUCCAUCAGCUGAACAGUGUGCAGCCUCAGGUAUUCAGAGAGAUGGUGAGAUGUCCCCAAGAUCAGCGGUACCGUGUCUGAACCUGAGCAGCAGGAGGACGCCGGAGAACUCCCCGCGACUGGAGCACGGCGGCUCCGGCUCAUUUCUGUCCUGCGAUGAGCUGCAGAAACCCUCGCAUCUUCCUCCUCCCCCUCUUCCUCACCGACUCAGCCUGCGCGGGGAUCUGUACGCCACCGCCAUGGGGAGAUUCGGUGAUGUUGCGGCGGCAGACUUUACGCACGGCGCUGCCGCGGCGAACCCGCCCGCCUCACCGUCCAAACACAGCAAGUUCUUGGACAGUAUGAACCAGGAGCAGAAGGGCACCGCGAUAAGCGGCAAGCCGGCGUUUUAUGAGAACAACUCGGAAGUCAGGGAGAAAGGACCUCCAAAGAUGGGCUAUCCCGGUAUCGGCACAGAUUGUUGUGGCAAGCUGAAAGAGCCAGGCAGCGGUUUACACGGGGACUCUAUCGCCGACUCCAUCGACCUGUCGGGCAAGAACAAGAAGCGGCGCAAUCGCACCACCUUCAGUACCUUUCAGCUGGAGGAGCUAGAGAAGGUGUUUCAGAAGACGCAUUACCCCGACGUGUACGCCCGGGAGCAGCUUGCCCUGAGGACUGAGCUCACAGAGGCCCGGGUUCAGGUUUGGUUCCAGAAUCGUAGAGCCAAGUGGAGGAAACGGGAACGCUAUGGGAAGAUCCAGGAGGUCCGCAACCACUUUGCUACUUAUGAUAUCUCUCUUCUCCCUCGCCAUGACACAUACCAGAUGCAGGGCAACCUGUGGCCGGGGGCAACUUCAGGAGGAGGUGGUGGUUCAGGUGCCGGCUGUGUCCUAGGAGCUGACUCCAUCCCGUCGUCCUGCAUGAGUCCAUACCCUCACCCCCACAGCAAUCUGCAGGGCUUCAUGGGCAUGCCCCCAUCCCCUGGCCAUCCCCACCACCACCACCCGCCUCACCAUCCUGGCAUCAACGGCCUCUACUCGCUCCAUGGCUUCCCAGGAGGCCUUGGGUCCCCUUCCAUUGAGGGGCCUGAUGCCGAAUACAAGCCGACGGGCCUGGUGGCGCUGCGGAUGAAAGCCAAAGAGCCAGGCAGCAUCCUCUCCUGGCCUACAUGACCACAACAGUGCCAGUUCCCCCAUUAUGCACUGACUGAGCCAAAGCAUAUUACAUUCCCGACCCAUAGACAGAGCCUGGUGUACACACCCACCUCAGCAUAUGACUCAGAUAUUUCCUCUUAACAUUUAUAUAAGCCAACUUGGAGACUUGUCACACUUCAGAAGAUCUUGGAAUAGGAGUUUCAUGAACAUUGAGUGCUACUUGAGCCUCUUGCAUGAAAAUCCAGCGCAUUAAUGGGAACUUUCAAUCUUAGUUUGAUAUCACAGUGCUGAAACCAAAGAGGAAAAAUUAUUUAAGCAUGUAAAAAUUGUAAUUAUCAUAUUAAUCAUUGUCUUUUGUCUGUUGUUCUCUAUAGUGUGACCAGUAAUAAAGGCCUCCAUCUAAAG